CGUGACCUCCAGAGAGGGGCUGCGCUACGCCGAAUACCUGCCUCCUUCUGCCCAAAGGUCGGACGCCGACAUCGACCACACAGCGGUCUCCUGGGAAACACACCUGUGGGGGUGUCUGUGAGGUAGUUUUCCGAGAGUGUUACCUGAGGAGGAAACCUACCCUGAUGGGGACAGCUCAUGAGAUGCGUCCUGAGCCAAAUAAGGAGAACGUGUUCUAAAUGGCAGCGUUCAUCUUUCUGCUUCCUGACUCGCGUGUUUAUGGAGUCUUCACUUGGUGUGUAAGGUGCCUAAAUGCUUUAGGGAGAAGGUUGCUAGCUGUAGGACUGGGUGUUGCAGCUGUUGCAUUUGCAGGUCGCUAUGCAUUUCAGAUCUGGAAACCUCUAGAACAAGUAAUCACGGCAACAGCAAGGAAGGUUUCCUCUCCAAGCUUUUCAUCCUACUAUAAAGGAGGAUUCGAGCAGAAAAUGAGUAAGCGAGAGGCUAGUCUUAUUUUAGGUGUAAGCCCAUCUGCUGGCAAGGCCAAGAUUAGAACAGCACACAAGAGAAUUAUGAUUUUAAACCAUCCAGACAAAGGUGGGUCUCCUUACUUAGCAUCCAAAAUAAAUGAAGCAAAAGAUUUGCUCGAAGCAUCCAGCAAAGCUAACUGAUGCUAAAGGACUGUACAUACCGAGCGAAAAUGGAACAAACGCACAGCUGUAAAAGUCCUUCAGAAGAAUGUGGCACGUGGUCAUGUUCCAUACUGACCCAGUCUGUUCUCUGUCAUUAAGUGUGCAGCAAUAAAAGCCUGGCAGUCUCGUAGCCUUGCA
Messenger RNA from Mus caroli (Ryukyu mouse), 806 nucleotides. RefSeq names its product DnaJ heat shock protein family (Hsp40) member C15 (gene Dnajc15). The record is from RefSeq and is a predicted model, not a curated record. Gene Ontology annotation, biological process: protein import into mitochondrial matrix. NCBI's taxonomy places the organism in Eukaryota, Metazoa, Chordata, Mammalia, Rodentia, Muridae. Gene Ontology annotation, cellular component: PAM complex, Tim23 associated import motor. Gene Ontology annotation, molecular function: ATPase activator activity.